AGCUGGGCGGCUUUCCAAGUGUCGUGAGCGAGGCAGGCGAGGAGGGAAGCAGGGCACUCGGGCAGCGGCCGCGGGGGAGCAGGGGGACGCGAAGCAGCCGAGGCCUUGCAGCGGAGGACGCGAGCGGCACGCCAGGCCGGGGGAAGCACCAGGAAGGGCCUGCAGUCGAGCAGCCAGCAUGCCCGCCUCCGGAGGGGACCCCAAGGGAGAGGAUUAUUCCACAGCCAUCCUACGCCAGAAGCAUCGUCCAAACCGCCUCAUUGUAGAUGAAGCGGCCAAUGAAGACAACAGCAUUGUGAGCCUGUCUCAGGCCAAGAUGGAAGAGCUGCACUUGUUCCGGGGGGACACGGUGCUGCUGAAGGGGAAGAAGCGCCGGGAGACAGUCUGCAUCGUCCUCACGGAUGACUCCUGCCAGAACGAGAAGAUCCGCAUGAACCGCGUCACCCGCAACAACCUCCGUGUGCGCCUCGGAGACGUGGUCAGUGUGCAGGCUUGUCCGGAUGUGAAGUAUGGAAAGCGGAUCCACGUCCUGCCCAUUGACGACACCAUUGCAGGCUUGACUGGGAACCUCUUUGAAGUUUACCUCAAACCCUAUUUCCUCGAGGCCUAUCGACCUGUGCACAAAGGUGACAUUUUCCUUGUGCGAGGCGGGAUGAGGGCUGUGGAGUUCAAGGUUGUUGAGGUUGACCCCAGCCCCCACUGCAUUGUUGCUCCUGACACCAUCAUCCACUGCGAGGGGGAGCCCAUCAAGCGAGAGGACGAAGAGGAAAGCCUCAAUGAUGUCGGCUACGAUGACAUUGGAGGCUGCCGUAAACAGUUGGCUCAGAUCAAGGAGAUGGUGGAGCUGCCCCUGAGACACCCAGGGCUCUUCAAAGCUAUUGGUGUGAAGCCUCCACGAGGGAUUCUUCUUUAUGGUCCCCCUGGCACUGGGAAAACACUUGUUGCCCGUGCUGUUGCAAAUGAAACUGGAGCCUUCUUCUUCCUUAUCAAUGGCCCAGAGAUCAUGAGCAAACUGGCUGGGGAAUCGGAGAGCAACUUACGCAAAGCCUUUGAAGAGGCAGAGAAGAAUGCUCCAGCCAUUAUCUUUAUUGAUGAGCUGGAUGCCAUUGCCCCUAAGAGGGAGAAGACACAUGGAGAAGUGGAACGCCGCAUUGUGUCCCAGCUGCUCACACUCAUGGAUGGCCUGAAGCAGCGCUCACAUGUGAUAGUCAUGGCGGCUACAAAUCGGCCCAACAGCAUUGAUCCUGCACUGCGCCGGUUUGGGCGCUUUGACCGAGAAAUUGACAUUGGGAUCCCAGAUUCCGUGGGAAGGCUGGAAAUCCUGCAGAUACACACCAAGAACAUGAAACUGGCCGAUGACGUGGACCUGGAGAAGGUGGCCAACGAAACGCAUGGGCAUGUGGGUGCUGACCUGGCAGCUCUGUGUUCUGAGGCAGCACUCCAAGCCAUCCGCAAGAAGAUGAGCGUCAUUGACCUGGAGGACGACACGAUCGAUGCUGACAUCCUCAAUUCCAUGGCUGUCACUAUGGAUGACUUCCAGGUGGGCCAGCUCUUGGCAACCCAAUAG
This is a messenger RNA of Lacerta agilis (Sand lizard), 1567 nucleotides long. RefSeq names its product transitional endoplasmic reticulum ATPase-like. The transcript is spliced from 11 exons. NCBI's taxonomy places the organism in Eukaryota, Metazoa, Chordata, Lepidosauria, Squamata, Lacertidae. The coding region runs from base 179 to 1567 and encodes 462 amino acids. Gene Ontology annotation, molecular function: ATP hydrolysis activity; ATP binding. The record is from RefSeq and is a predicted model, not a curated record.